CAUUCUGCAUCUGUGAGUUUGACCAUCUCUCAUUCUGCAUCUGUUAGUUUUGAAAAAAGUGAUUGAAGUUUCUUGUGAGAAGAAGUGAGAUAGGCUAAGAUGGCUGCUGAGGCUCAUGUUUCCUUUGUCCUAGGAAAACUCAGCAAUUUCCUGGCUCAAGAGGCAGCUUCCCUCUAUGGAGUGCGUGAUCAGGUCGAGUGGGUCGAGAGAGAAUUGAGGCGAAUGCAGUGCUUCUUGAAAGAUGCUGAUGCAGAACCAAGCAGUGAUGCGAGAGUGAAGAAUUGGGUGGCGGAUGUGAGAGACAUCGCUUAUGAUGCAGAAGACGUCAUCGAUACCAUCCUCAGAAUAGAACAACAAAGGAGAAGUGGGUACGUUGGUUUCUUCAAAAGGCGCAUGUUCAUCAAUGUUGAAUUAUCGGCUCGAGAUGAGGUCAGCAAUGGGAUCGAACAGAUAAAGAAUAAAAUCCGGGAGAUCUCUGCGAGUACUCUGACAUUUGGCAUUAAAGAUCUUGAAGAAGGAAGCAGUUCCAGGGCUGAAAGUUUACAAAGGCAAAGGCGAACUUCUCCCCUAUUUGAAGAGACAGAAAUUGUCGGUUUUGAAGAAGUUGUAAAGACAUUGGUGGGACGGUUGAUCAAGGGCACUCCACGACGUUGUGUGGUUUCUGUAGUCGGAAUGGGCGGUAUUGGCAAAACUACUCUUGCCAUUAAAGUUUAUAACAAUGAUGCUGUUAAGAAACAUUUUGAUUGUUUUGCAUGGGUUUCUGUAUCUCAAGAAUGUGUUCUCAACGAUCUUUUGCAAAGCAUUAUAAAAUGUUUUAUGACUCUUAAUAAAGAAGAGCUUGAGACAGCAGACUACGUUCAAUUGAAGCAGAAGCUUUUCGAUCAUUUGAAAGGGAGGAGAUAUCUUGUGGUGUUGGACGAUAUGUGGAAGACUAAAGCAUGGGAUUAUUUAGUGGAUGCUUUUCCAAAUACAAAUAGGGGAAGUCGAGUCCUACUCACCACCCGCAACAGAGACGUAGCGUCAUAUGCAGAUGCACGGAGCUCUCCCCACAUGCUGCAGCUUUUAGGAGAAGAAGAUGGAUGGAAAUUGCUUAGUAAGAUAGCAUUCUUACAACAGGAUAUCCAUUACCCACAAAAUUUAGAGAAGAUAGGAAAAGCGAUUGUGGAAAAAUGCUGUGGUCUGCCCCUUGCUAUUGUUAUCAUAGGGGGGCUACUAUCAAGAAAAGCGACAGAUGCAAACGAGUGGGAGAAAGUACUCAGGAAAAUUAGCUCACAAUUCAUCGAUGAUGAAUUUCCAAUCACAAGAAUAUUAGCUUUAAGCUAUGAAGAUCUACCCUAUAGUCUGAAACCAUUCUUUCUCUACUUCGGUGUUUUUCCAGAAGACCACGAGAUCCGUGUUAAGAAAUUGAUUCGGCUGUGGACCGCAGAAGGAUUUGUCGAGCCAGCAAGGGAGGAAGCUGCAGAAGUUUGCCUGGAGGAGCUGAUCCACAGAAGUCUGAUUCAAGUAGCAAAAAGAAGUUCCAUUGGCGGAGUUAAAAGCUGCCGCAUCCAUGAUCUGUUACGCGAACUCUCAAUUUCAAAAGCCAAGGAAGAUAAUUUCCUCGACGUUCAAAAUCAACAUACUAAUCCUCUCUCUCCACCAAAAGGACGCAGGUUUGCUAUUCAUCAGGCACCUAGCAAGUUCACUUUCUUAAAUGCUUCCUACCUGCACCUUCGUUCUGUGUUGUGGAUCACCAAAAACAGUGGCUGGCUUAGAAAAGAGCAAGAGAAGUUUCUUUACAGACGAUUCAAUUUGCUUAGGGUUCUAGAUCUAUCUUAUAUAAAAAUUCCAAAGCUUCCAAAUGAAAUAGGUACCCUAAUCCACUUGAGAUACCUUGGCGUCAUGGUAGAUCCACUAAUGACCUUCUUUGAAUUUUUCUUAAAUGUGAAGAGAUCCACCCCAACAAGCCUCCCAUCAUCCAUGAUCAAUCUUCACAAUUUAGAAACAAUGUAUGUAAGAGAAAGUUCUUGCUCAAUCUACAUACCCAGUUUUAUUUGGAAGAUGAAACAAUUAAGGCAUGUGGAUGUUCCCAAAGGAAUAAUAAUAAUUAGUGAAGGCCUCUGGUCUAAAAUAGUGCGGCGUCCAUCACUCGGACUCGAUUGUUUAGCUAAUCUCGAGACUCUGAAAGGUGUGAGGGCUGGCGAUUGGAUAGAGGAUUACUUGGGGAAGCAAACUAAUCUUAAGAGAUUAGAAAUAUGUGAGAUCCUCUGGAGUGGGCAUGGAAAGGGAUUGUCCAACUCUCUUACCAAAUUGGACCACCUCCAGUCUUUGAGUUUGCAAUGGGAGGAUGCUAUUCCAGUGUUUUUGUCCUUUUCGCAUCACCUGCAUUUGAAGAAGAUGUUUUUGAGGGGAAAGCUAAAGCAGCUACCUGAAUCGUAUGAAUUCUCACCUAACCUCACCAAGCUUACCUUGGAAGGCUCCAGGUUAAUGGAAGACCCGAUGGAGACAUUGGAGAAACUACCCAACCUUCGGAUUCUCAGAUUGCUUCUUGAUUCAUACAAGGGAGAAAAAAUGGUUUGCUCUGCACAGGGGUUUCCUCAACUCGAAUACUUACAUGUUGAAAAGUUAGAUGAAUUAGAAGAAUGGAGAGUGGAGGAAGGAGCGAUGCCAAGGCUUUUACAUUUGCUGAUUUUGGAAUGCUCCCAUUUAAAGAUGCUUCCGGAAGGAUUGCAAUGUGUGACUACCCUCAAGAAAUUGGAGGUGCGGAAAAUGGAUUAUGAAUUCAAAGCCAGAAUGUGGGAAGACUGCGGUGAGGAUUGGUAUAAGAUUCAACAUAUACCCUCCAUCGAAAUACAAUAAGUUGCUGCUAUGGGGGCUAUAUCAAAGGCAGGUGAGUUUAGUUGCUUGUUUCUUCCACCAACGGAAAACGCAUGGAAGGGCAAAUUAAUUCAUCAUCUCAACAAAGGCGGGUGAGUUUUUCUUCUUCUUUGGUUUACUUCCCUCUUCUUUUUUUUUUUUUUUUUUCCCUUUUGACAUAAUCUUGUUCUUUAAUUCCUUUCUAGUAUCCAUCUUGAUAGGAAGAAGAACUUCAAAUACACACUAGGAAAAAAUAUUCAACUAGAUUGAAUGUCACACACGUAGAACAUAAUCAGCUAGAUCAUUACCUUCCCUUCUUGCCUUUCAUUCAUACACCUUUUUCCUUCGAUCCGAAUAAUCAUGCACAACUAGUUGAAUAUUUGAUCUCAUUUCCCUCCUCUUGAUUGACACUGUAAAAGUAUAAUCACACACAUUCUAACUUUUGCUUAUAUUAAUUGAUCUUUUUUUUUUUUUUUUUUUUUCAGUUUGCGCAAGUGGGGCCCAGCCUGAUUUGGGUUGGGUUGUCAAGGUACUUUGGUUGGGUUUGGGUUGGAAUUUACCAACCCAAUUUGAAUUCGGGUUGGGUUUCGGUUGAGCAAAUUCAAGUCUGGUUAGGUGGGGUUGGGAAUAAUCACAUGUAUUUGGAUCAGGUUGGCUCGGGGAUAGAGGAUUACCGGUUUUGUUUGGGUUAGUCGUGAACUUUUGACCAUUUUGGCUUCCAGCUUGAGGGCCAUCAUUCAAACAGUAAGAAUGGGCUUGCCAGUGCUAUUUUCAGACUGUGCUUAUCUGGGAAAGGGUUCUGAUCAUCUAAGUAUACAGCCACAUGGACUUCAAUUCAUCUAUAAAAAUAGCAUUAGCACGAGCAAACCAAUUGAACUCCGCCGCUCUUAACAUGCAGUAUCCUUUCUUUGAAUGCUUAAGGAUGUAUUGAGAUUUGAAAAUCUCAAGCCUUCACAAUCCAACUGCUUUACAUGCCAUCACAU
Magnolia sinica is the source of this 3818-nucleotide messenger RNA. RefSeq names its product disease resistance protein RPP8-like. Bases 100 to 2838 code for a protein of 912 amino acids. Gene Ontology annotation, molecular function: ADP binding. The record is from RefSeq and is a predicted model, not a curated record. Lineage: Eukaryota; Viridiplantae; Streptophyta; Magnoliopsida; Magnoliales; Magnoliaceae. The transcript has a single exon. Gene Ontology annotation, biological process: defense response to other organism.